Molecule: messenger RNA, 1119 nt
Organism: Arabis nemorensis
Lineage: Eukaryota; Viridiplantae; Streptophyta; Magnoliopsida; Brassicales; Brassicaceae
Source: the annotation of a GenBank genome assembly
AUGGAGUUAGUUGGAGGAGAAAUUGAUUAUAGUUUUGUGAUUCAGAAAACUUUGGUUCUAUUGUUUUGUGUUACUUUGUCAUGGAAAAUGAUAAUAUACAUGUGCAAUUUGUUAAAUAUUGAGAAAGACCCUAUCAGGGUUCUGGUUACUGGUGCAGCAGGGAACAUAGGAUAUGCAAUUGCUCCAAUGAUUGCAAGAGGUAUAAUGCUAGGUCCAGAUCAACCCAUGAUUCUGCAUUUACUUGAUAUAGAACGAGCUUCACAAUCACUAGAAGCUGUGAAAAUGGAGCUUCAGGAUUCAGCCUUCCCUCUCCUCAAAGGUGUUGUCGCAACAACAAAUGUUGUUGAAGCUUGUAGAGAUGUGAAUAUCGCGAUACUGAUCGGCGGUUUUGCAAGAAAAGAAGGUAUGGAAAGAAAAGAUGUGAUGUCGAAAAAUGCAGUGAUAUAUAAAGCUCAAGCUUCGGCGUUAGAGCAUUAUGCAACAGAAGACUGCAAGGUUCUUGUUGUAGCAAAUCCUGCAAAUACAAAUGCUUUAAUCUUGAAAGAGUUUGCGCCAUCAAUCCCUGAAGAAAACAUCACUUGCCUGACACGUCUCGACCAUAAUCGAGCUCAAGCUCUGCUUGCCGAUAAACUAAGUGUUCCUGUCACUAGCGUGAAGAACGUGAUCGUUUGGGGAAACCAUUCUUCAACUCAGUAUCCAGACACCAAUUACGCAACGGUCUCUACAAAAACUGGAGAUAGACCGGUAAAAGAGCUUGUAUCUGAUCAAAAUUGGCUGAAGAACGAGUUUAUCACAGAAGUUCAGCAACGUGGUGCAGCCAUUUUAACAGCACGGAAACUGUCUAGUGCUUUAUCUGCUGCUAGUGCGGCUUGUGACCACAUUCAUGAUUGGUUUCUUGGAACACCUAAAGGACACUGGGUAUCUAUGGGUGUUUGUUCUGAUGGUUCUUACGGUAUACCACCCGGUUUGGUUUACUCGUUUCCAGUUAUCUGUGAGAAAGGGAGUUGGAAAAUCGUACAAGGACUCAGUAUAGACGAGUUUUCGAGGAAGAAAAUGGACGACUCUGCGAAAGAGCUAGCUGAAGAAAAGACUUUAGCUUAUUCCUGUCUUAAUGUAUAG